This is a messenger RNA of Mercenaria mercenaria, 2583 nucleotides long. Its product is annotated as galactose-3-O-sulfotransferase 2-like. NCBI's taxonomy places the organism in Eukaryota, Metazoa, Mollusca, Bivalvia, Venerida, Veneridae. The transcript has 2 exons. The record is from RefSeq and is a predicted model, not a curated record. Gene Ontology annotation, molecular function: galactosylceramide sulfotransferase activity. Gene Ontology annotation, biological process: glycolipid biosynthetic process. The coding region runs from base 301 to 1440 and encodes 379 amino acids. Gene Ontology annotation, cellular component: membrane.
CCCAAUCUUAGUAAAUAACGCAAAAAGCCACAACCGUAUCCCCGACUGAAACUAUAAUCAACAACUUUACUAAUCCGCCUACAGUAUACAUGAUAUUCUCGUUCAUCUUUAUUUCACAAUUUUGCAUAUUUCGUAUUGAAAAGCAAUAUAUCAUUGACAGAAAACUGCUGGACAUUGUAAACUAACAAGGAUUAAACGGAGGACUAUCGAUUUCAUUACUAUCAAACUUUUCUAGUAAACAUUUCUAAGUCACAUCUGUGACAGUAACCACAUCUGUUUUAUAUUACAAAGUGCUUUAAAAUGCCGCGGUUGUGGCGUGGUUUUCUUAUAUUGCUUGUUUUGAUCUCGAUUCAGAUGCGACUUUACAUAAACAGACUGAAUAGAGUUUGUUCAGAUGCAUCUCAUGUACCAAGAAAUGAAUGCUUUGUUAAAAGUAUUCGCAACAAAUUGGAAACAACACAUGUAGCUUUUCUUAAAAUUCAUAAAACGGCAAGUACAACAGUCCAAAAUAUAUUUCUCAGGUUCGGUCAGUCGAGAAAUUUGACUUUCAUUCUUGCUCAUGAUAAAGCGGAUCUUGCAGAAAUUGAUUAUUUACCAAACGUAAUCAGCGUAAAUAAAAGCUUAACUGAAAAGAACAUUGUUCCACCACCAAGCGGCAAACAUUACGAUAUGCUGUGUUGUCAUGUUAUAUAUAAUCGCGAUAGUUUUGACAGAUAUCUCCCCCAAGAUACGUUCUACAUAGGGCUAGUUCGAGAACCUAUUGAAAGACUGGAGUCUGCAUUCGCAUUUUUUGGACAUUUAAAAAGCACAAACCUGUCUGAAUAUGCUAAAACUCCAUAUCUAUAUCAUCACUACGUUGGCUCUAUGACUAAUAACAGAAUGUCUUUUGCAUUUGGAUUCCCUUUAAAUUUGUUUCUUAAAAAUAAUUCAUCAAAUGUCACUGAGCGGGACAAACAAUCAGUUAAGGACUUCUUAGUUAGAAUACGAUCUGAAUUUGAUUUGAUAUUAAUACACGAGCGAUUAAACCAUUCCAUAAUUUUGAUGAAAAGAAUGAUGAACUGGCACAUAAGAGAUGUGAUAUACAUAUCUAGAUUUAGUCGCUCAAGGCAUAAACGGACUUUUCUUCAAAGCGAGAAACAAAGCAUUAAAUCGUAUCUUUAUUUAGAUUAUUUGCUCUAUGAUUUUGCUUUGAAAGAAUUCAAUAGAAAAGUAGACCGUAUGUCUGACGACUUCCAUGAAGAGGUUAAUCAUUUUGCACAAUUAGUAGAGACCGUUUCGCUCUUUUGCCAUGCUGAAACAAUGAUGUCAAUGCAUAUUCCUUCUUCUAAGUGGGACGGUUAUUUCAACGUUACAAAAACAGACUGUGAUUUAUAUAAAAAAUCUGAAAUCGGCUUUAUCCGAGAAAUACGUAUGCGACAAUAUGGACGAUUGAACAUAUGAUAAAAAAUGUCUCUGUAUAAUAAGAAUGUGUUCAGAACGACGUUUACAAUCAUGUCUGACAAACAACAACAAUGUAAGAUUGUAACUGGAUAUUUCACUAUCACUACUGGGUUGAACGUCAUACCGACUUCGAACGGUAAAGUGGCAAGCGACUCAGAAUCAUUGACCGUAAACACUCGAGCAAAGAGAUAGUCUAGUUAAUUUAAAAACAUUCUAUUUAUCUUCAAACAAAAACAAUACAUGAAGUGUAAUAACUGAAGUAAUUUCGUUCUAAUACUAGAAUAAAGAUCUAUUGUAACUACAUCCAAAGAAAGCAGAUUGGCCUCAAUAUCAUUGCAUAUAUGUGUAGACGAAACUAAUUGAAGCAAAACAAAAGACAACGUAAAACGUAAAAUAAAUAUACUACUUAUAUGCAGUAAUGUUACUUCAGUGUCUGCAUAUAGCGUGAAGACACCCAUCUCUGUCAUUAGACAAAACUGUGAAAGGCAGGUCCUAAAUCCGAUUAUCUAAUAAAGAUUAUUUUUUUAGAUUUUAUGUGCGCGGAAUUAUCAGUCUUUAUCUAUUCGCACAAAUGUUUAAUACAUUAAAGACAAAUUUCAUCAUGCUAUCCAUUUUAACUUACAGAUCGUUCUAUUAAGGGAUUCAAGUAUGGUAGUAAUGUUUUAUUAUGCAUAUUUCAUGACAAAAGUUUCCUGUAAGAUCGACGUGUUUUCUUUAUAUGAUACAAUUAUUAUAUCAUUUGAUAUUGGUAUAUCAUUUGAAAGGAGCUCAAUUUUUUCAGAACAUAUUUUUUCAUUUCGGCGUAAAAUGGGAUGGAAUCGUGUGUUUGUGUCUGUCUAGUCAUUUUUUUUUCAUCCCAGGUCGGAUACCUACGAUGGUGAAACGGACACCAGAUAUAUCCCGGAAAGUGAUAUAUUUAUACGUGCUUGAAUUUUUACACGGUGAGUUUUUAUCAUGUCUUUUUGUCUUUUGUGAAUAUAUAUUUAUCAAGAUAAAAGGUAAUGGUAGAUUUCCAGGAAGCACAAAGCACCCCAAACACAGCCAUAAAGUCAUGCAUCGCAAAAUAGGCCCACAACAAAAAGAAGCUGUAACGAAAAAAUAUUGUAGACGGUUUGCUUCAAAAAUCCAACAAGUAUAUCUUUU